Blumeria graminis f. sp. triticale is the source of this 1413-nucleotide messenger RNA. Lineage: Eukaryota; Fungi; Ascomycota; Leotiomycetes; Helotiales; Erysiphaceae. The record is from the annotation of a GenBank genome assembly.
GCAGUAUCUGGUGAAACACCAAAACACCCCGUAGCUUCGUCUAAAUCUGGCAAUGUCUAUGAGAGACACUUGAUUGAAGCGUUCAUUUCCCAAAAUCACAAAGACCCAGUGAAUGGCGAAGAUCUCGAGGUUGAAGAUCUAAUAUCUCUUAAAAGUGCCAGAAUUGUAAUCCCCCGACCUCCAACUCUCACCUCUAUUCCGGCUCUUCUUUCAACCUUCCAGAAUGAAUGGGAUUCUCUAGCGGUUGAAAUAUUUACCCUUCGAAAAGAUCUACAGGAAACCAGGCAAGAAUUAUCAACUUCACUAUACCAACACGAUGCUGCUGUUCGAGUUAUAGCCCGAUUAACUAGAGAGCGCGACCAGGCUCGUGAUGCUCUAUCAAAAGUAACAGUUAAUCCGGAUUUUGGUAGAAAUGAAGAUGCAAUGCAAAUUGACAACCAAGGUUUACCCGAGGAACUUGCAGCUAAGGUUGACGCGACCUUAGAAAGGCUUUCAAAGAGUCGCCGAAAACGACCCAUACCGAACGACUGGGCAGAUGUUGAAACUGUUCGGAAAUUUGAGACAGCGUCCCUCUCAGAGCCAAUCUGUCCUAUUUCAAAUUUCCUUGCAUUUGACGAGGCUACUGAGCUUGCAAUUAUCGGCGGACUAGAAGGUGGAGUAAAUAUCUUUUCAGUAAGAGAAAAUAAAGUCCAUCAAUCAUUUGACGUAUCGAGUGUAAUAACUAGCGCAAUUUGGAACGAUAAUCAAGCCAUUGUUUCUACGUCAUCUGGGGAGGUGAAGAUCCUUGGUCCUGAUAAUAUUUCCUUUCAAUCACACUCUGGGAGUGCUACUUGUUUGGCUCUCCAUCCAUGUGGAACUAUUCUCGCGUCCGCGGGCUUAGAUAAGAGUUUCGUGCUCUAUGAUUUGGAAAAAAAUAAACCUAUAACCCAAGUCUACACAAAUUCAGAAUUAAUCUGUGCUAAAUUUCAUCCUGACGGCCACCUAUUCGCAGCUGGAGGGCGUGACGGCCAAAUCAAGCUUUUUCAUGUGAAAACCGGUGAAAAGGCAGCAAUAUUCACUAUUGAAGGGCCAGUUGGUGAUAUUGAAUUCUCAGAGAAUGGUAUCUGGCUUUCCGUUAUAGCCAAGGGAUCUAGCUGUCUGGUUACAUUUGACCUGAGGAAAGAGGGAAAAUCUGCUGAGGCUAAACUGCUAGAAACUGGAGGGCCAAUAAACAGCAUUAGAUGGGAUUACACUGGUCAGUAUCUAGCAGCAGCUGGACCACGUGGCAUUAUUAUCCACCAAUAUGUCAAAUCAACAAAAACCUGGUCAAGUGUCAAUAGCUUCGCAAUUCCAGCCAGAAAUAUUUCCUGGGGGCCACAAGCAAGGUCUUUGAUAGCGCUUGAUGAAGGGGGUGUCGUUAAGGUAUUGAGGUAA